GAAACAACCAUAAUCAUCAUAAUGAGCAGCAUGUUAACGAGGGGCAUGGAAGUGAAAGCCAGGGCUCCAGGCAAGAUCAUACUCUCCGGCGAGCACGCCGUCGUCUAUGGAUCCGCCGCCGUCGCUGCUGCCAUCGACCUCUACACUUACGUCUCUCUUACUUUCCCUCCACCUUCCCAUAGCUCUGAAACACUAUCACUCCAGCUCAGAGAUGUAGGCCUGGAAUUUUCAUGGCCGACUAAAAGAAUCAGAGAAACAUUAUCUCAAACAAUCGAUAGCCCUGCAUCCUCACCAACAUCAUGUUCUUCAGAGACCAUGAAACUCAUCGCCACACUAGUGGAAGAGCAUUCAAUUCCAGAGUCAAAAAUCGAAAUAGCUGCUGGAGUUGUUGCUUUUCUCUGGUUAUACACCUCUAUCCAAGGGGAUAAACCAGCAAGGGUAGUUGUGAGUUCUGAGCUUCCUCUUGCUUCAGGAUUAGGAUCAUCUGCAGCAUACUGUGUUUCACUAUCUGGCGCCUUACUUGCUUCAUCAGAUUCUGUAAAUCUUGACUUCAGCAGUGAGGAUUGGCUAUCACUUGGUGAAAAAGAACAGAAAUUGGCAAAUGAAUGGGCUUUUGAAGGUGAAAAGAUUAUUCAUGGAAAGCCAUCUGGGAUAGACAAUACAGUUAGCACAAUGGGAAACUUGAUAAAGUUAGAAUCUGGUGCUUUAACCUCCAUCAAAUCCAAUAUGCCACUGAAAAUGCUAAUCACAGACACAAGAGUUGGUAGAAACACAAAGGCAUUAAUCACAAGUGUUGCAGGAAGAAGAGACAGACAUCCAGACACAAUGACAUCUGUUUUCACUGCUGUUGAUUACAUCAGCAAUGAGCUGGCGUCCACAAUCCAAUUAUCUUCUUCCAAUGAUCUUGCAGUUGUUGAAAAAGAAGAGAAAGUUGAAGAGUUGAUGGAAAUGAAUCAAGGUCUGCUUCAAUGUAUGGGUGUCAGCCAUGCUUCUAUUGAAACAGUAAUCAGCACAACCCAUAAAUACAAAUUGUCUUCCAAAUUGACAGGAGCUGGUGGAGGUGGAUGUGUUCUCACUUUAUUACCUGCACUGUUGUCUGCUUCUGUUGUUGAUGCAGUAACUGCUGAGCUACAGCAGUGUGGAUUCAGAUGUUUCAUUGCUGGAAUUGGUGGAAAAGGACUUGAGAUUCGGUUUGGAGGUCGUUUGUGAUAUUUUUCUUAACAGAUGCAAAAUAACAGUUGUUCAUGUGGAGAUAUAGAAAAGGAUGUAUGAGAGUACAAAAGGAUCAAU
Molecule: messenger RNA, 1290 nt
Organism: Lactuca virosa
Lineage: Eukaryota; Viridiplantae; Streptophyta; Magnoliopsida; Asterales; Asteraceae
Source: the annotation of a GenBank genome assembly